Hyaloperonospora brassicae is the source of this 1020-nucleotide messenger RNA. Lineage: Eukaryota; Oomycota; Peronosporomycetes; Peronosporales; Peronosporaceae. The record is from the annotation of a GenBank genome assembly.
AUGGCUGAACGAGUUUGGUUUGCUAUGCAUUCCAGUCCCGAUUUUGACACGGUAGCGAUGGCAGAUCCCGCAGCAGGCACACCAUCAUCAGACAACGGCGCUGCCAUCGUCUCGGCGCAGCUCACUGCUUUGCUACUGACGGACGAAGACGACAAGGAUGACUUUACGCAUUCCAGUAGUCCGUCUCCGUUGCCUUCUGUUACGAGAACGUCCUCGCAGGUUGAAGAGAACAAAUCACCACCAAAUCGUCGCCCGCUAUUGUUCAGCUCGAUGCGUGAAGCGCUUGCGAGCUCUGGUCAACUGAAAGAAGAGCCUGGAGGAUAUGUGAUCAAGCAUCACAGUGGCUGCAGUAAGCAGCAGCAAUCCCGCUCUGCAGAACGGCCGAAGCACCGACACACAAAGCAGCGGUCGCACAGCAAGAGCGACGUGAGUUUCAGCAGCUCAGCGAAUGCAGGCGACGACGAGGCAGAUGCGGCCGGGUACACCGUCACGCGGCGACGUUCGUCCUGUGACCAUAGCCAGAGUAUUCCUGCAGCGCCAAAGCGGUCGAACCAGCGAUCUGCCGUCCCCGCUCGAGGCAAGAAGAAGACUGCGCAACAAGGACGUCCUCGGCGCGGCAGCAUGUCAGUGCUGUCACCGAGCAGUCUGCUGGCUCCUCCGGCGCCGCUCCCCUCUUCCAGCGUUCCCCCUGGCUUCCAGCCUCGUCCAGUUGCGCACGUCUUGCCGCCACCGCCUGGUCUAACCCCCGCUGCGUCUGGGUGGGUAGUGAAAGCUGCAGCCCCGGCUGAACACGCAAGCAAGAUCGAGGAGCCACCGGUCGAGGCUCUCUGGCCCGAGAUGAAGACGACGACGACGACGAUGGACAGCGGCUGGCCAGUCGCGACAGCAGCGCCGUCGUCGUCGCUGGCGAGCAGUUUACAGACACAGACGUGGGCCAGUGCUGCGCACUCGAGCGUGGAAGACGUGAACGAGGCCAACGAAGACGACGAUCUGCUGACGCGACUCGGCGUGACGCUCUGA